Lathyrus oleraceus (garden pea) is the source of this 375-nucleotide messenger RNA. Its product is annotated as 40S ribosomal protein S13-like. Gene Ontology annotation, cellular component: cytosolic small ribosomal subunit; nucleolus; ribosome. Bases 1 to 375 code for a protein of 124 amino acids. The transcript has a single exon. The record is from RefSeq and is a predicted model, not a curated record. Gene Ontology annotation, molecular function: structural constituent of ribosome; small ribosomal subunit rRNA binding. NCBI's taxonomy places the organism in Eukaryota, Viridiplantae, Streptophyta, Magnoliopsida, Fabales, Fabaceae. Gene Ontology annotation, biological process: translation.
AUGGGGAGUAUGCAUAGUGGUGGUAAGGGUAUAUCCUCCUCCGCUUUGCCAUACAAGCGAACUUCUCCUAGCUGGAUCAAGAUCUCUUCACAAGAUGUUGAUGAAAAUAUUUGCAAGUUUGCUAAGAAGUGUUUGACUCCUUCUCACAUCGGUGUUAUUCUCCGUGAUUCUCACGGUAUUUCUCAGGUCAAGAGUGUUACCGAAAACAAAAUCCUCCGCAUUCUCAAGAAGGCAGUUUUGAUCCGCAAGUAUAUCGAGAGGAGUAGGAAGGACAAGGACUUUAAUUUCAGGCUCAUUCUUGUUGAGAGCAGAAUCCAUAGGCUUGCUCGCUAUUACAAGAAAACUAAGAAACUUCCCCAGCAAACUGAGCCAUAA